AUUUAAAAGAGCCAGUGUAGCCCUGCUGUAAGCUCAGACACUCCGCCGCUCACUUUGGGUGAGCGUCUGUCUGAAACAGGAAGCGAUACCCAACUAUCCCUCCAUUUUGUUUGAUUUGCCUGUUUUGAUGGUGACUUUGAAUUUUGCUGCAGAGACAGACGUGUUGGAUUUAAAAGGUUACUUAGCAAAAAAGACCAUGGAGAACAAGACAAGUCCAAUGACGCAAGUCAAGAUGCAGCUGGGGCCGCCACUUGCUGCCAUCUACUUGGUCAUCUUCAUCCUGGGGUUAUUCGGUAACGGACUGGUCAUCAUCAUCUCAAAGUUUAAAUCCAAGCAGGGAGGUGCUAACAGUUACAUCAGACACCUGGCCUCGGCAGACUUGCUGUUUGUGCUGACGUUGCCACUGUGGGCAACAGAAGCUUUUCUUCAUUAUCACUGGCCAUUUGGAUGGUUCCUCUGUAAGGUCAGCAGCUCCAUAGUACAACUCAGUAUGUAUGCCAGCAUCUUUCUCCUCACCUACAUGAGCUUUGACCGCUACUUGGCCAUCGUGUGGCGAGUACCCAGCAGCCAGCGGUACUCACAGAAGACCAUGCUGGUCUCGCUGUGGUCCAUCUGGCUUUUGUCCUUCCUCCUGACUACACCCACAGCACUCUUCCGCACCACACAGACUACGCACGAGAAUAAGACAUCUUGUAAUAUGAACUUUAGCCUUGUGGUGUCAGCACCAGAGCAGGCCAAUGCCUGGGCUGCUGGCUUGUAUCUCAUGCGCAUAGUGAUGGGAUUCCUCUUGCCUUUCAUGGGCAUCACAAUCUGCUACUGUUUCAUUGGCCGAGCCUUAAAUCACCACUUUAGUGCUGUGCACCAGGAGGAGCAGCGGCGUCGGCGGCUGCUGAAGAUCAUCAGCAUACUGGUUGUGGUGUUCUCCCUCUGCUGGGCACCUUUCCAUGUGAUAAAUACUUUUUAUGUCCUAAUGCUUCAGCAGCAUUUACCUGACAGAAUCUCAAGCUUUAUUUUUCCAGCAUUUUACUUAACCACCUGCCUGGCCUAUGUCAACAGCUGCCUCAACCCCUUCCUCUACGCCUUCUUUGACUUGCGCUUCCGCACCAAGUGCCUUAAGCUCCUCCGCCUAAAGAAGUAUACAGAGGGUUCUGCAAGCUCCCAGUCCAUGCAGACCCCGAGCUCUGAACACUGACCUUGUUUCCUGUGGAAGCACAUCUCUCUCUGAAAGGAGGAACUAGGUCCACGGACUGGGAAAUGCAGUUUAGUUUCUUUCAAAGGUCUGUACUUAUAUAAUGUGUUUGCAUGUAUUAAUCACGCAGAGAGCAAAUGGAAGCAGCAGCGUUCCCAUUGUAAUAAUUCGUAAAAGAAGCCUGUAGAGUAUGAAUUACAGUGGGAAGAUGGUCUACAGAAUGCAGCUUCAAGAGAUUGUGUGCUUUUCCUUUGUUACUUUGUAUCUUUAGCACAAAUAUUAAAGCAGAGC
Molecule: messenger RNA, 1480 nt
Organism: Paramormyrops kingsleyae
Lineage: Eukaryota; Metazoa; Chordata; Actinopteri; Osteoglossiformes; Mormyridae
Product: apelin receptor A-like
Biological process (GO): neutrophil chemotaxis; calcium-mediated signaling; G protein-coupled receptor signaling pathway
Cellular component (GO): membrane; external side of plasma membrane
Molecular function (GO): C-C chemokine receptor activity; C-C chemokine binding
Source: RefSeq, a predicted model, not a curated record